Anopheles maculipalpis is the source of this 791-nucleotide messenger RNA. Its product is annotated as neuronal calcium sensor 2. NCBI's taxonomy places the organism in Eukaryota, Metazoa, Arthropoda, Insecta, Diptera, Culicidae. Gene Ontology annotation, molecular function: calcium ion binding. The record is from RefSeq and is a predicted model, not a curated record. Bases 114 to 674 code for a protein of 186 amino acids. The transcript has 5 exons.
UAUUGAUCAAGGGUUUGUAAGAUCUCCAUCUUUAUAACGUGUAAGCAGAGUGUAUUUUGGUGGUGGCACAGGUGGAUUAACCCGGACACAGGUACAUCAACAUCUCACAGGACAUGGGCUGCUUAGGUAGUAAAGACCGCCUGUCCAAGGAGGAUAUGGACUUUCUCAAAUCGCACACCCGGUACGAUGAGUCCACAAUCAAGGAAUGGUAUAAAGGCUUCAAGCAAGAUUGUCCAAACGGCAAGCUAACGCCAGCGAAGUUUGUAGAUAUGUACAAAAUGUUCUUCCCGUCGGGCAAUGCAGAAGAGUUUUGCGAUCACGUCUUUCGAACGUUCGAUAUGGAUAAGAACGGUUAUAUCGAUUUUAAGGAAUUUCUGUUAGCAAUUGAUGUAACCUCGAGUGGCACACCGGAAGAGAAACUAAAAUGGGCGUUUAGGAUGUACGAUGUAGACGGUAACGGCGUAAUAGACAUUCAAGAAAUGACUAAAAUAGUGCAGGCAAUAUACGAUAUGCUUGGCGCGUGUUCGUCGAACAAACCGGCCGACUCGGCGGAAGAGCGCGCGAAAAACAUCUUCGCAAAGAUGGAUGAAAAUAACGACGGUCAGCUGACGCAGGACGAGUUCCUGAAGGGUUGCCUGCAGGACGAGGAACUGUCCAAAAUGCUCGCACCCUAAGCAGGAAGGGGGGAGUACGGAGAAAGCCCUUCCCCAUUCAUCAUUGCCAUAUAUAAGACACCAUACAAUCAUACUUUUUUGCACACAUCCUAGCGCAAAACAAAAACAAAAGAAGAA